AUGAAGGACAAAUCUAAUCGUCGCUAUCGGUCGCAGCGGCCCUGGAUGAUGGAUCACGGCGGGGUCGACGAGGAGGCACCGAUCGAUCCGAGGCUCAAAAAUCGAGCCUUUCCGGCCGACCAGGAUUUCGAAGGUCACCGAGCACACACCGUUUUCGUUGGCGUGCACAUUCCGGGCUCCUCUAGGCGACACUCACAGCGACGCCGCCACAAGCACCACCAGCCGGGCCGCGACAAUGGCGACAAAAACAGCGCCGGAUCGGAAUCCGAUCGUCCUGUUGUUCCGAAACCGCACAUCGUCACACAACGAAGAAUCAGCAUCGUUGAUGAUGGCGAAUCUUUUACACCGCCUGCACAAAGGGUCCAGUUCAUCCUGGGCGGAGAGGUCGGCGACGACGGUGGCCAGCACGAGUCGCACCCGCUGUUCUCGGAGAUGGAGGAGCUGGUCAAGGAGGGCGACGAGAUGGCCUGGAAGGAGACGGCCCGCUGGGUAAAGUUCGAGGAGGACGUCGAGGAGGGCGGCAACCGGUGGUCGAAGCCGCACGUGGCCACCCUCUCGCUGCACUCGCUGUUCGAGCUGCGCAGUCUGCUGCUGAACGGUACCGUGAUGCUGGACAUGGAGGCGACCAGUCUGGAGCAGAUCGCCGAGCUGGCCUGCGAGAACAUGGUCAACUCGGGCAUGCUGCCCGUGGAGGCGCGGGAGAAGGUGAUCGAGGCGCUGCUGAAGCGCCACAAGCACCAGCACGAGUUCGGCAGCAAGAAGAGCCGGCUUCCGCUCAUCCGUUCGCUGGCUGACAUCGGCAAGAACCACUCGUCAUCGAAGAAUAUGCCACGCUCAUCCACCAGCAAAAGCAGCAUCGCGUCGGCCAACUCAUUCCCUAUGCACGUCGUUUCUUCGGCACCGUCGGGCAUGCACGACGAGGACGAACCGGCGUCGUCGGCACCAUCGCCCCAUACGGCCCUGCUGUACGGUAGCAAGGACCAGCGGGGUCACUAUCUCGCACUGCCCACAGUUGAGGACCCAACGAAUACUAACAGUCCACCGAAUAGUGCUAGCAAUGGCGGCAACCAGAACGCAUCCAGCAACAAAUCGGCCAACGGCAGCAACGGCAGCAAACACUUAACCGUGCCCGGAAAAGCCGCCGGAGAGCACAUGAGCCAGAGCCCGAGCAGCGUGUCGAUGCCGCGGAACACCAGCUCCGGCGAGCUGCAGAACGGCGAGCAUAAGAGCAACACACACUUUAUGCGCAAAAUUCCCCCGGGUGCCGAGGCGAGCAACAUUCUCGUCGGCGAGGUGGACUUUCUCGACAAAACGCUGUCCGCGUUCCUGCGGCUCAACUCCGCCUCGGUGAUGGGCGACCUGACGGAGGUUCCGGUUCCGACGAGGUUCAUAUUUAUCCUGCUCGGACCGCCCGGAAGUCAUGGCAGCUUCCACGAGAUCGGGCGCGCCAUGGCGACGCUGAUGUCGGAUGAAAUUUUCCACGAAGUCGCGUACCGGGCGAAAAAGCGGGAACACUUGCUGGCGGGAAUUGACGAGUUUCUGGACGCCGUCACGGUCCUCCCGCCCGGGGAGUGGGAUCCGUCGAUUCGCAUCGAACCACCGGCCGCCAUACCGUCACAGGAGGUUCGCAAACGACCGCCGGAGAAGAACCCCAAGGAGGAGGUCGACGAGGAGCUGGAGGAGCAGAGGCAACGCGAGGAGGCGGGUCUGUCCCGAACCGGGCGCCUGUUCGGAGGGUUGGUCAACGAUCUGAAGCGCAAGGCCCCGUUCUAUCUGUCCGACUUCAAGGAUGGCCUGUCGAUGCAGUGCGUCGCGUCUUGGAUUUUCCUGUACUUCGCCUGCCUGUCGCCGAUCAUCACCUUCGGCGGACUGCUGGGGACGGCCACCGGGAACAACAUUGCCGCGAUGGAGUCGCUGGUGUCCGGGUUCGUGUGCGGCAUCGGGUACGGGUUCUUCUCCGGCCAGCCGCUGACCAUUCUCGGAUCGACCGGGCCCGUACUCGUCUUCGAGACGAUCGUGUACGAGUUCUGCCUGCAGGUGGGCUGGGACUACUUGACGUUCCGCUUCUGGAUCGGCACCUGGAUAUCGAUCAUCCUCGUCAUUCUGGUCGCGGUCGAUGCGAGCGCGCUCGUGUGCUACAUCACGCGGUUUACGGAGGAAAACUUUGCCUGCCUCAUCGCCGUGAUCUUCAUCUACAAGGCGAUCGAGAACGUGUUCCACAUUGGGCAGGACUACCCGAUAAAUAUGGCCGGCGGGAAGAUGGACUGUGCCUGCCUUCCACCGGCGGGUCAAUCGCUCACACCGGAAGCCGUACACCAGUGGGCGCAGUAUGGUAUGCGGACGUGCAAGACACUCAACGGAACACUGGUCGGGGCCGAUUGCGACAAGCCGGAGUACGUGUCGGACGUCUUCCUGAUGUCGAUCGUGCUCUUUCUCGGCACCUACAUCAUCUCGGUCAUCCUGAAGGACUUCAAGAACGCACUGUUCUUCCCGGCCGUCGUGCGCCAGUUCAUCAGCGACUUCUCGGUCACGAUCGCGAUCUUCUCGAUGACGCUGCUCGACUUCUUCACGCACAUCGCCACCCCGAAGCUGGACGUGCCGAACGAGUUCAAGCGCACGAUACCGACGCGCGGCUGGCUGAUCAUGCCGUUCCACGAGGACAACCCGAUGUGGUCGUCGGUCCUGGCGCUCCUGCCCGCCCUGCUCGGCACCAUACUGAUAUUCAUGGAUCAACAAAUAACGGCUGUGAUAAUCAAUAGGAAGGAACACAAACUCACCAAAGGUUGUGGCUACCAUCUGGACCUGUUCGUGCUGUCCUGUCUCAUACAGAUCUGCACCGUCAUGGGCCUGCCAUGGUUCGUUGCUGCCACCGUGCUCAGUAUUAAUCAUGUCAAUUCGCUGAAGAAGGAAUCGGAAACGGCCGCCCCCGGCGAGAAGCCACAGUUUAUUGGGGUGCGCGAGCAGCGUGUCACGCACAUACUGAUCUUCCUGACGAUCGGCUGCUCGGUGCUGCUGACGCCACUGCUCUCCCACAUUCCCAUGCCGGUGCUGUACGGCGUGUUCCUCUACAUGGGCGUUUCGGCGCUCAAGGGGCUCCAGUUUUUCGACCGGUUGCUGAUCAUGUUCAUGCCCGCCAAAUACCAGCCGGACUACAUGUUCCUCCGACAGGUUCCGAUCAGACGCGUCCAUCUGUUCACCAUCAUCCAGCUGGCCUGCUUCGUCGUCCUGUGGCUGAUCAAGUCCUUCUCGAUCACCUCGAUCCUCUUCCCGCUGAUGCUGGUGGUGAUGAUCGGCGUGCGGAAGUCGCUCGACUACAUUUUCACCAAGCGCGAGCUGAAGAUCCUGGACGACAUCAUGCCGGAGAUGACCAAGCGCGCCCGGGCGGACGACCUGCACCAGCUCGAGGAUGGCGAGGACUCGGGACAACAUUCCGCCGACAAUCUGCAGCUGCCACUGGAGAACGGGACGCUCAACGAGAAGGCCAAAAUCAACAUAUCCGAAGAGGUGAACCGGACGACGAUCUGGAAGCAGGUCAACGACUGCAACGUGCUGUUCACGAAAAAACCGACCACGCAGUCGGGUGAUCGUCAGAAAUUAUCGCAACAAUUAUUAAAAACUAGUGAAAACGAAAAAAGACUGUCCACUAUGCGCGAGGAGGAUGAGGUGGAUGAGCAGGGGCGUCAAUUAAGUCACCAGAAAAAGACACAGAAAAUGAAGCGAGAGUUUUGGAUGAAUUCGCGAUCCGGCAGCAGCAACGGUCGUGGUGUCAAUAGCAAUUGCAGCAAUCCCGGUGGUGGAACGUUCGCUUUCCCGGGGGGAUGCGGAGGCGAUAGGGCUUCCGAAACGAGGGUGUGAAGGAGUGUUUUAGGAAUAGGUUAGGUGGGGCGGGGAACCGAGGUAACAAACCUCGUUGGUUUACUGUGCAGGGUAUAAGGAAAGGCUGACGAAGGAAAAUGCAUGUACUUAUCGAUCUCUCCGACCGAACGUUGUUGUUGAGCCGAAUGGAAGAAGCAUUAUACUUCUAAUACAAGACAAACAGAAGAUUUACCCGGGUAAGAGGCACCCUCCGUCGUCGUCGAUUAGUGGCCGAACCACAAAUAGACUAAUUUCCACUAGACAAAUUACUAACAUUAUACCCCUUUGGUGAAGGAUUUUUUAAAAGGUGGACAAUUUACAAACCAACAAACGACAUUCAGUGGGCAACCAACCCGACACACCAUUCGACAAUUGUGAGGCAUAGCAUUUUUAUAGGAUUUAAGUAAAUUGAAAAAAAAUAAACUGUUGGAUAUUCCACCAAAUUGUCCCCCGUAGCAGGAAUGGAGUUAUGUGAAAGUAAUUUAAAAAAAAAUAAAG
Molecule: messenger RNA, 4353 nt
Organism: Anopheles coustani
Lineage: Eukaryota; Metazoa; Arthropoda; Insecta; Diptera; Culicidae
Gene: Ndae1
Product: sodium bicarbonate cotransporter 3
Exons: 15
Coding region: 1-3855 (1284 amino acids)
Biological process (GO): transmembrane transport; bicarbonate transport; monoatomic anion transport
Cellular component (GO): plasma membrane
Molecular function (GO): monoatomic anion transmembrane transporter activity; sodium:bicarbonate symporter activity; solute:inorganic anion antiporter activity
Source: RefSeq, a predicted model, not a curated record